GUUCAAGACUUCAAGCAGACGGCAUACGUGUACCUCAAUUUCAACAGUCACGUCUGGAGCACCACAGCUGAUACGGGGACUCAAAAGUGUGGAGUGGGCCGAGUGUUGAAACGAAUUGAAACAAGUUCAUCUAAAGUCUUUGAAGGUGCACUGUGAGUUACCAGAUUAAAGACAGAAGAUAAAGGCAAGGCCAGAAUGGAUUAUGAUAUGCUUGACUUUGACAAAGAAUGGAAGGAUUUUCUAGAUUAUCAGAACUCUAGUACAAAUGACAGUGUAAAUCCCAGCUAUGUUGUCAAUAACGACAUUGUUGUUCUAUGCAAUAAAGCUGACAUAGUGAAGUUUGGCGCUAGAAACCUCCCUCCGUUUUACUACAUCAACUUUCUGAUCAGUGUGCUGGGAAACGGCCUGGUGCUCUACAUCAUCUACAAGUAUGAGAAGCUGUCCACAGUCACCAACAUCUUCUUACUCAACUUGGUCAUCUCCGACCUGCUGUUCGCCUGCAGCCUCCCCUUUGAGGCCGUCUACUACGCCUCCGAGUGGAUCUUUGGACUGGCCAUGUGCAAGCUGGUGCGCAGCCUCUUCUCCGUGGGCUUCUACAGCUCCAUCCUCUUCCUCACGCUCAUGACCUUCGACCGCUACCUGGCUGUGGUGCACGCCGUCACGGCCGCCAAGCAGAGGCGGAAGGCCUACGCCAUCAGCUCCUCCGUAGUGGUGUGGGUGGUCAGCUUGGCAUCCAGCGUCAAAGAGCUGAUUCUGCACACCACCAGCAACGACCCAAAGUUUGGAGAGAUGUGUAAGGAGUUUGGCUUUACGAAAGACACACUGGACAACUGGAAGCUGUUUGGAUACUACCAGCAGUUCUUCCUCUUCUUCCUCGUUCCUCUGGCCAUCGUCCUGUACUGCUAUGUGAGGAUCACGGUGCGGAUCAUGGACACGCGUAUGAAGGAGAAGUGCAGGGCGGUGAAGCUGAUCUUUGUCAUCGUGCUGACCUUCUUCAUCUGCUGGACCCCCUACAACAUCGUCAUCCUCCUCAAAGCCCUGGAGAUGUCCUCCAUCACCACAGCAGAGUGUCCCUCAGACGCUCUGGACUACGCUCACUUCAUCACGCGCAACCUGGCCUUCCUUUACUGCUGCAUCUGCCCCGUCUUCUACACGUUCAUAGGCAAGAAGUUCCAGAACCACUUCAGGAGAAUGCUGGCCCGACACAUGCCCUGCCUGAACAUCAACCUCCUUGACACUAGUCAGAGCAGCAGAACCACUUCUCACAAGAGCCCACAUAUAACUGACUACUGAUAGAUCGGUUACGCGGCGCUAUUCAGACAUGUCACUAUUCAGAAAUUGAUGUCUAUUGUCUGAAUACCGGCAGGUUUCCCACCAAAAUCUGCCAAAUCUGUGGUUUGUGCUACGUUGCUCAGUUUUUUCAGUUUAUGGAGAGUGCAUGCUGUUACCCUAACCCUAUCCCUAUCCCUAUCCCUGCCCCUAACCCUAACCCUGACCCUGACCCUGACCCUGACCCUAACCCUAACCCUAUGGCAUAUCUGCUGUCUGAAUAGUGGUAUGUCUGAAUAGCGGUAUGUGUGAAUAGCGCUUGCUCCUCUGAUAGACCAGUUUACACAGCUUACACUCCAGGGUCCAGGGUCGGAUUAAUGCGCAGGCCAGAUAUGGCUGCAGCCUCGGGGACCACCGACCACCACCUGCCAGGGGUACCCUUAUUGGCCAAAAGGGGAAAAACUGCAGAAUUGUGACAACAUGCGAUAUUGAAAAAUGUAUCUGUUGUGUUCAGUAAAGUUGGUAGACAUGUUAGUAAGACACUGUCUAUGUAAAUUUGUAAAAUUACCCAUAGCAAGCAGUAGCCUAGAGGCCCUAGGCCAUCCUAAUCUGGCCCUGACUCUAUACUGUACAUACAUGUUUAUACAUAUUGGACUACUGGCAAGCAACAAAGCUGCACUCAAUCGUGAUAGGUGCAGAUUGGACCUUUAAGAGCAGAACAACGCUGCCAUCCAUUUCCCCAACACCUUCAAAAUGGCGCCAUUACACAGCUUAGCUCUUGUAAGCCUACCGCUGCCUCACUAAAGCCCUGCCACUGUUGUUCAUGACAAUAUUUUGUGGACUAUGUAACUAAUUCUGAAUUACACGGCAAGGUAUGCUAUGCACUUACAUCUGUAGGUGAGGGUUACUGUGUUGUUAUAAUAAAUAAUAAGUUAUAGUAAGAAAUUCAAAAAGUUGUUUAAGGCGAUGAUGUGAAAUGUGGAUGAGGAUAUUCAUCCUAAAUUAAUUGGGUCUUUUGUUUUUGCAUCUUACACUUUGCUCUGUUUGAAAUAUCUAAUGAUGAUGAAUGGUUUGUGCAUGCAUCAAAUGUGUAAACAACAUUAUGUGUUUUAUUUGUGAAACAUUUAUGUGACUUGUGUGUUUGUUUCCUAGACUUGAAUUAAAAAAUUGAGACUGAAAUAAAUACAAGUU
Molecule: messenger RNA, 2460 nt
Organism: Engraulis encrasicolus (European anchovy)
Lineage: Eukaryota; Metazoa; Chordata; Actinopteri; Clupeiformes; Engraulidae
Product: C-C chemokine receptor type 4-like
Exons: 3
Coding region: 196-1293 (365 amino acids)
Biological process (GO): cell chemotaxis; G protein-coupled receptor signaling pathway; calcium-mediated signaling
Cellular component (GO): membrane; external side of plasma membrane
Molecular function (GO): C-C chemokine receptor activity; C-C chemokine binding
Source: RefSeq, a predicted model, not a curated record